AUGACGGGAGGGAGAGAGGAAGUGGUGCUCACUUCCGAUAUUGAGGAAAUGUUCCACCAGGUUCGGGUGCCACUGGAUGACCAAGAUAUGUUGAGGUUUCUGUGGUGGCCCGAAGGUAACGUCAAUGGUGAGCUUUCUGUGUACCACAUGAAGGUGCAUAUUUUCGGCGCGACAUCGUCGCCGAGUUGCGCGAGCUAUGCGGUUAAUAGGACGGCAGAGGACAACCAGGAUUCUUACCCCGCUGAGGUUAUUCAGACAAUCAAGAGGAAUAUUUAUGUGGAUGACUGUUUAAAAGCGGUACCGAAUGACGAGAAAGCAAUAAGCUUGGCCAAAGAUUUGCGCGCGGUAUGCGACGACGGAGGAUUCAAACUGACUAAGUGGGGAAGUAAUAGUAGACCCGUGCUGCGGACAAUACCGGAGGAGGAUCUAGCGAAGGAUGUGAAGGGAAUCGAUUUAGAGCGGGGUAGUCUGCCUAUAGAACGCGUGUUAGGUGUCGAAUGGCUGAUGGAGUCGGAUACUUUCAGGUUUAGGAUAGUGGUCAAUGAUAAGCCAGCCACCAGACGAGGGCUUCUGUCCAUUGUAAGUUCUAUCUUCGAUCCCCACGGAUUUGUGGCGCCAUUCGUACUCACAGCCAAGGUGCUUCUGCAGGAACUCUGCGACAUGAAGCUCGGCUGGGACGAGGACAUUCCUCCGGGUCAGAAGGCCAGGUGGCUAGUUUGGCUCAAGGAUCUUCCUAAGUUGGUCAAACUUCACGUGCAGUGA
This is a messenger RNA of Priapulus caudatus, 762 nucleotides long. RefSeq lists its product as uncharacterized. The transcript has 2 exons. NCBI's taxonomy places the organism in Eukaryota, Metazoa, Priapulida, Priapulimorpha, Priapulimorphida, Priapulidae. Bases 1 to 762 code for a protein of 253 amino acids. The record is from RefSeq and is a predicted model, not a curated record.